GUGGCUUCUCGCGCGUUUUUCAUCUCACUUCACUCUUUCACCUACCUUACCUUUGUGAAAUCGCGACUCAACUCACUUCAAAUCAUCCUGCACUUCUUUCAUUCCUGUGAUCGCUGAGACAUUUUCAUCAACAUGGCGCGUCGUAUUGACGACCCCAACAAUCUCAACGCUUUUCUGCGUCUGAUAAACGGCACUCCGCUGUCUGCGAGUCCAAACGCACGCCCGGCUGCGGCUACUCAGACCUUGCUUCCUACUGCCCCCCUCAACGACACGCGCGAUCAGACUGAACAUGAAUCAGAGCAUGUUGAGACCACGACUGCUCCUGGCAGCACCGCUCCAUCUGUUGAGGCAAGCCCUGCUGCCGGAUCUCGUGCUCCACCACCAACACCCGAGACUCAGAUGGGCAAUGCGGAUAAGAUCGCUCCUCUCGACCCCAUCCGGGAAGAUGAUGGUGAUGGGUUGAGUGAGGAAAGAGGUACGCCAGUCAAGGCACCUGCUCAGCAAUCGCCUCAAGUUCCCUAUUCACCUGAGAGAAUGGCUACUCCAAGCAGGGCUACUCCAGCCAGAUCCGUCCUUGGUGAAAUGCCAACGAAUUUGACGCCAACCCAACGAAGACUCCUUGUGAAGACGCGAACCGACAUUGGCGAGGAGGACAAGAUGAGAAUCAUACAGAAGAUGCAGAGCCAAGCUCAGAACUACAUGGAGGAGACUGUUGAGAGAUUCCGCCAGACAAAGGAAGUCAUGCUCGCUCAGGCCCAACGACAAGCCGCAGAGAAGGCGUUAUACAAUAUUUCAGCGAAGCAAGCUGGGGGAGAAGCCGCGGCUGUUCCAUUUCCAGAUUUCCAGGACGCUCCAGUGACUCCGGCAUCAGUUGGUGGGGUGCAAUUGUGGGACGCAGAUGCUCCUGUCACUCCAACCGAGAAUCCUUCUUUCAUUGUGGCCUCUACUGCACCGGUUGAGAAGUCCACCCCAGAGAACGUGACCAAGGAACAGCCCGACAAUAGCGACAAUCUCACACCAGCUCCAAAGGGUGACAACCAUGACAGUCCGUUCAAGGCAGCCACUUCUCCGACUAUUGUGGUCACCGCAAGCACUGAUACUGGCGGAAGUAUCAGAGGUACAGAUAGCGGCGAAGAGACGCACAGCGAGGGCGAAGACGCAGACACCGGAGAUGAGAGCGGCGACGAAGAUCGAGAACAUCGCACUCACUUCAAGUCCUGGGGAACACCUGCCGCUCGCAAUAAGCCAAAAUCUCGCGUUCGAAUGGUAAUACUCACGGGGCUCCCAGCCACUGCAGAUUUGACCCUUGUCCAAUCCCUUGUUCAUGGCGGUGUUGUUGAGUCUAUGAGAUUGUCUUCUGCCAGUUCUGAGAGCUGCACAGUCAAGGCCCAUGUCAUCUUCACCUCUGCUGAUGCAUGUGAUAAGUACUACGACAAAUAUCCCAAUGGCUUUGAGGUUCGCUUCCAAGGCAAGAGAUACCCGGUGCUUGUCAACAAAGGGGAGAACGUCGACGUGAUCAGCGGCAUGAUGCAGGGAUACCUUGACUGCGGAGCCACACGUGUCAUCAAGGUCUCUCAGGUCGACGAGGAAUGGGGUAUCGUGGCAUUGAACAAAUUGGCAGAAGGCAAGAACAAGGUCCGUCAAGUGGAAGCCGUCCUUGACGCUUAUCGCAAUGGGGAACGUACUAUUCAUUUCCGCUUCGCCAACAUCUCUGACGCCGUCCGAUUCAAAGGCAUUCUGAUCCGAAGCUUUGAUUGGGAAGGAUGCUCUGUCGACUUUGCUGAGGAUCCUUGCUCAAAGGCCACUGGCAUCCACUAUGAUUGAGUGUUGAGAAUUCCUCCGGCCUCCGAAGAUGUCGUCCAUCAUAUCACAGGUCCAAGUCAAGACUUGAUUACGACACGAAGCGAGUGUUAUCGAAGUCGGUGCGACAGAAUGUGAAAGCGAACAGAGCAAUAGGUCUUGCCGUGCUGUCAUUAGGAUAUGUGAAUCUGUGUUGAAGAGGGGAGGAAAUAUUUUCCCGCUGGACAAAGCCGUCACAGCACCCUACGGCUGUGGACUUGUACUGUAGUGCAAGCCAAUGAGGCGAGAAACGUCUUUUCUCAUCAGAAGAGUACUCACAGUGUCAGAGUAGCUCGUAGCUGUGCGGCAAAUA
Exophiala xenobiotica is the source of this 2152-nucleotide messenger RNA. RefSeq lists its product as uncharacterized. The record is from RefSeq and is a predicted model, not a curated record. The coding region runs from base 133 to 1824 and encodes 563 amino acids. Lineage: Eukaryota; Fungi; Ascomycota; Eurotiomycetes; Chaetothyriales; Herpotrichiellaceae. The transcript has 5 exons.